Scomber japonicus (chub mackerel) is the source of this 522-nucleotide messenger RNA. RefSeq names its product family with sequence similarity 228 member A (gene fam228a). Bases 1 to 522 code for a protein of 173 amino acids. The record is from RefSeq and is a predicted model, not a curated record. The transcript has 4 exons. Lineage: Eukaryota; Metazoa; Chordata; Actinopteri; Scombriformes; Scombridae.
AUGGAGGAGCUGGAGAGUUUCCUGAAUCAACGGGAGGUCGCAGAGCUGAGGAGGAGGGAACUGCUGCACAAGCACUGGACUGAGCGUGUCUGGAUGCCCCUGCAGAGGAGAGUGGAGCAAUGUGUGUCCAGCUGCACUGCCGAGGAGACCAAGCGGCGGCAGUCUUUAUACAGUAACUAUCUCCAUCACUGCAACUCCAAGGGUUUUGUAUUUCUAGAUACUGGUGAUCUAAAGGAGUACAAUCCUUUUCUCUAUGUCAAAAAUAAACACUACUUCAAGGCCAGCACACUGCCACAAGCCUUGUCUUAUUAUCUAGUCUCCACAUCGAGACAAACUCCACUGCGGGAUGAGACUGAUGGAAGGAAGUCCAGCAGGAUACAGUACCACUCCACAUACGUGCAACUACCAAACCAGACGGAAGGUGCCAUCGGAGCGGCUGCUGGUCCUCCAAAUGAGGAUGUUCGGCAACUUCAGUCCAACUACAUACCAAAUAAAUUCCAUGCUCAGAAUACGUCCUGUUAA